AAUCUCCUUCCCGGAAAUUGCAAGUGCGCUUUGAAUAUACAUUGUUUCUUUGUCUUGGUCCAAUUCAUACACCUUUUUUGUAUGAGGGGAGAUCUUAUAGGAUAAAUAGCCACACCAUGGCCUCAAAAAUAUUGAGCUCAUCAAACUCUCAACCAAACUAGCUACUAUAUCUUAGCUUCGCUUAGCUCCCUUGAAAGAUAGAGCUGUAGUGUGUACAUUGACGACCAAAUUAUUCAGCAGAGACAGAGAGAGAGAUGGUGAGAGCUCCUUGCUGUGAGAAGAUGGGAUUGAAGAAAGGGCCAUGGACGCCUGAAGAAGACCAAAUUCUAGUUUCCUUCAUCCAAAAAUAUGGUCAUGGAAACUGGCGUGCCCUGCCAAAGCAAGCUGGCUUGUUGAGAUGUGGGAAGAGCUGCAGACUCCGGUGGAUAAACUAUUUGAGACCCGAUAUCAAGAGAGGAAACUUCACAAGAGAAGAAGAGGAAGCUAUCAUUAAGUUGCAUGAAAUGCUCGGUAACAGGUGGUCAGCAAUUGCAGCAAGAUUACCAGGACGCACAGACAACGAGAUAAAAAAUGUAUGGCACACCCACUUGAAGAAAAGACUCAAAGAUCAGACUUCAACCUCAUCACCAGCAAGCAGUGCUUCCAAUGUCACAAGCCAAUCUGCUGAGCCAGAAAAUAUGAAUUCUCCACAACCAUCUUCCAGUUCCAGUGAUGUUUCCUCAGUCACAGAAGUCUCAGCUGCAUUGACUCAUGAUAAUCACCAGGACAUGAUAACCAUCAAAGGCGAAAACAUGGAGCUUUCGGAAACAUUCCCUGAAAUCGACGACAGUUUCUGGUCUGAGGCACUCUCAGCUGAUAACUCCAGCAUCCCAUUGGAAUUUCCAGAGGCCACAAAUUAUCAAUAUUCAGGGGAGUUGGGUUUUACUUUUUGUCCAAACAUGGAUGAUGGCAUGGAGUUUUGGUACGACCUUUUCAUUAGAGCUGGCCAUGGGGACACACCAGAGUUACCAGAAUUUUGAUCAACUCUUUUACCAUACCCUGAGGCAAUUUUUAAUUGGCGAUUAGAAUAGUUAUUAAAUAUUUCUAUUCUUCAAAUUUGACCGUUAAGAAAAAGCUAGCUUAUUGGACAGAAAUUUCAAUAGUGGGGGCAAAGACUUGUGCAUUGACGAAGAAACUAAAAAGCUAGCUAAUACCUCUUCGUAUAAAGGAGAAAGGAUAUAUGUAUAAUCUAGAAAAGGUGAUUCGGGUCGUCUUCACAAUAUUGGUGGUGAUUUGAAAGGUGGAUAAAGAACAGAAUAAAGUGUGGGAGACAAUUAAAAAGAUUGAGUUGAUGGAAACAGUUUUGUAUAUAUAGUUUAUGGCUA
Molecule: messenger RNA, 1364 nt
Organism: Prunus mume (Japanese apricot)
Lineage: Eukaryota; Viridiplantae; Streptophyta; Magnoliopsida; Rosales; Rosaceae
Product: transcription factor MYB14-like
Source: RefSeq, a predicted model, not a curated record